UGUCGCAAAAGUUGCACAUUACAUUUAGCUGGUGUGGUUUGUACAGUAUCAGCUGCUUCUGACAUGAACUAGUGACAACACAAACAUCUGAGUAAUGUUAUCUUACUGUUCGUUAACGUGUUGUCGAUGUGCUUCGCUUUAGAAUGGCCUCAAUCACUUAAAAUCAGUUCCCGCAUAUAGUUUAUGAGAUUAUCUCUUGUUUUCUCAAAUAUAAGACACUCUCCAGCACAGGUAAGCUAGUUAGCUAGCUAAAUUGGGCAUAAUUUAUGUCACUAGGAGAGUGCCUUCGGGCUUCAAUGAAAACUGAAGAUCCGGGAGAAGAGUUGUGAGGAGACAUCAACAGGUUGUGCGAGGAUGGACUUUGUCAAAACGGUCCUGGUGACUGGAGGGGCAGGUUUCAUUGGGUCCCAUUUUGUCUGCUCCCUAGUCAACAGGCACCCAGAUUGGCGUAUCAUCAACUUUGACAAUCUGGACUACUGUUCUAAUCUCAGGAACCUGGAGUCUGUAGAGGAGAAUGAGAACUACACCUUUAUCAGGGGGGAUAUAUGCAAUCCAUGCUUGUUAAAACACAUGUUUGCCACAGAAAACAUCGAUGGUUUUCACUUUGCGGCUCAAACACAUGUUGAGACAUCCUUCUUAUGGCCGUCCAGAUACCACAUGGUGAACGUGGAGGGGACAAGGGUGCUACUGAAAGCAGCUUUUGAGGCCAUGGUGGAGAAGUUUAUUUACAUUAGUACAGAUGAGGUGUAUGGAGAGAGUCUGUAUAAGGAAUUAGAUGAAACCAGCCCAAGAAGACCCAACAACCCAUACUCAGUGUCUAAAGCAGCUGCUGAGUGUCUUGUAUUAUCCUACAGGGAGAGACACAAGUUUCCUGUUAUAAUAACAAGGAGCAAUAAUGUAUAUGGACCCAGACAGUACUUGGAGAAGGUCAUUCCAAAAUUUGUGUCCUUCCUUCAGCUGAACAAAAAAUGUACCAUCCAAGGGACCAGCCCUCAAUCUCGCCACUUCCUGUACGUGGAUGAUGCCAUUGAAGCAUUCCACACCAUCCUGGAGAGGGGGACGGUGGGAGAAACCUACAACAUCGGGACUGACUUCGAAAUAUCCAUCAUUCAACUAGCCAGAGAACUUAUCAAGAUGGUCAGGCAUGUACCUGAUGCAGAACUGGACGACUGGCUGGAGUUUGUGCCUGACCGGCCAGUGGUUGACCUGAGGUACCCUGUGAACUGUGAGAAGCUGUGGAGGCUGGGCUGGAAGCCUGCAGUGUCAUGGGCAGAGGGUAUCAGAAGGACAGUCAAAUGGUACCAAGAGAAUCCAGACUUCUGGCCAGAUGUCACCAGAAGACCAACCAAUUACCUUUGAGCCCAAUAAGCACAUAGAUCCUCUUCCUGUAUUCGUGGCCGCCAACCCUGUUCCUGGAGAGCAACAGGGUGUUGCUGGCUUUUGUUCCAGACCUGGUUCA
Molecule: messenger RNA, 1459 nt
Organism: Oncorhynchus nerka (sockeye salmon)
Lineage: Eukaryota; Metazoa; Chordata; Actinopteri; Salmoniformes; Salmonidae
Product: dTDP-D-glucose 4,6-dehydratase-like
Biological process (GO): nucleotide-sugar metabolic process
Molecular function (GO): dTDP-glucose 4,6-dehydratase activity
Source: RefSeq, a predicted model, not a curated record